AUGCCUUGUUGCGCUCUACAGCUAUCCCUCCCCAUUUAUUCUUCUAGAAACAUUCCCAAUUUCAGAGCUUGCCACUCUCGAAUCACGUGCUGCUCCUCCUCUUCUUCUCAGUCCGACGACAAUGGCGGGAACCGAGGCCAGCCCCAUGUGAUUUUGGUAGAGAGAUAUGGAGAUGGCACUGCUAAAAGGUAUUUGGUAGAUGAUGAACUGCAAGUACAAACAUUUGUAGAGGAACCUAGUCCAAAACCUGAUACGACGUCUCACAGCUCGCAUUUCUCUAAUACCGAGUUAUCGUGGCUUCCGGAUAUUGUUAAAGAUUUUAUCUUUCCUGCUGGCUUCCCAGGAUCUGUUUCUGAUGAUUAUUUAUUGUACAUGUUGUUACAGUUCCCUACUAAUGUUACUGCAUGGAUCUGUCAAACUUUAGUCACCUCUAGUCUACUAAAGGCUGUCGGUGUUGGCUCUUUCUCUGGCAGUACUGCUGCUGCUUCGGCUGCUGCUAUCAGAUGGGUUUCAAAAGAUGGAAUAGGAGCUGUUGGACGCUUUUUUAUCGGUGGGCGAUUUGGAAACCUUUUUGAUGAUGAUCCAAAGCAGUGGCGCUUAUAUGCGGACUUCAUUGGCAGUGCAGGAAGCAUUUUUGAUCUUACCACACCACUGUAUCCUGCCUAUUUCCUGCCAUUGGCAUCUCUUGGAAAUCUUACCAAGGCUGUUGCUAGAGGACUAAAAGAUCCUUCAUUCCGUGUGAUUCAAAGUCAUUUUGCAAUUUCGGGAAAUCUGGGAGAUAUAGCAGCAAAGGAAGAAGUUUGGGAAGUAACUGCUCAGCUGCUUGGCCUUGGUUUGGGCAUAUUGUUCCUGGAUACACCUGGCCUUGUAAAAUCAUACUCGACUCUGGUGACUACAUGGAUGGCCAUGCGGCUUCUGCACCUCUGGUUGCGCUAUCAAUCACUAUCAGUCCUCCAAUUUAAUUCAAUAAAUCUUAAGCGUGCUUGUAUAUUGGUAAAAUCACACAUAAUAUACUCUGUGGUUCCUGGUAUUAGUAGUUGCAAUAAGGAAGAAAACAUAUUAUUGUGGCCAAGAUUCAUGGCACCACGAAUUACAUUUGGUGUGCCCUUGGAAGAGAUGAUUUCUGGGGAGAAAGCUGCUCCAACGGUUAAGGCACUUCUGAAACUAUAUGCAAAGGAGAAGUAUAUUCUUGUAGUGAACCGACAAAGAAGUGACUUUGAGGUCUUUGUGUCGUUUAAGGUAGGAGCUACAAGUAUGUCCGUCUUACGAGGUUUAUGGCAAGCUUAUUGGUUACAUGAGAACUGGAAUACCUCAAGUGUCGCACUCGAACAGCUUGCACAAAGUCAUUUGGAGAUGGAAGAUAGGUUCGAGGACUUCAUCCAACAGCUGAAUGGAAUUGGCUGGGAUACACUUCAAAUUAACUUGAAGGUCCCCAAGGAAAUUUCCCUCGAUGAAUUGAACACCAUUUGA
Fragaria vesca subsp. vesca is the source of this 1470-nucleotide messenger RNA. RefSeq names its product UPF0420 protein-like. The coding region runs from base 1 to 1470 and encodes 489 amino acids. Lineage: Eukaryota; Viridiplantae; Streptophyta; Magnoliopsida; Rosales; Rosaceae. The transcript has 15 exons. The record is from RefSeq and is a predicted model, not a curated record.